GGAGAGUGAGACUCCAGGGUGGCAAGAAUGAGUUUGAAGGUACAGUGGAGGUUUAUUUGAAUGGAAUCUGGGGAACAGUCUGUGGGAGCCAUUGGGACAAUGAUGAUGCAACAGUCCUAUGUCGACAGCUUGCACUUGGUGAAAAAGGUACAGCAAAACAUGUACCAUUUUCUGGACUGGGCCUUACCCCUGUUUACUGGAAUGAAGUGCGUUGUCGUGGUGAUGAAGAAAAUAUAUUGUUAUGUGAAAAAGACAUCUGGCACGAUGGAAUGUGUCCUCAAAAAAUGGCAGCUGCUGUCACAUGUAGCUCUUCCCUGGCCCCUGUCUUUACUCCAAUCCGGCUGGCUGGUGGGAACAACACUCACGAAGGAAGAGUAGAAGUCUACCAUGCUGGCCAGUGGGGGACUGUCUGUGACGAUCAGUGGGAUGAUGCAGAUGCUGAAGUUGUCUGUCGGCAGCUUGGCCUUGGGGGUGUUGCCAAGGCAUGGAGCCAGGCUUACUUUGGAGAAGGCUCAGGCCCCCUGUUGCUGGAUGAAGUUCAGUGCACAGGAAAUGAACUAUCCAUAGAGCAGUGUCCUAAAAACGCCUGGCGAGAACACAACUGUGGCCACAAAGAAGACGCUGGCGUUUCCUGCACACCUCUCACAGAUGGUGCAUUAAGACUAGCAAGUGGGAAAGGCAGUCAUGAGGGACGCCUGGAGGUCUAUUAUACUGGACAGUGGGGCACAAUCUGCGAUGAUGGGUGGACAGAGCUGAAUACACAAGUGGUUUGCCGGCAGCUGGGAUUUAAGUAUGGAAGAAGUGUCCCAGAGCGCUACUCAGAAGAAAGUUCUGGGCCCAUCUGGUUAGAUGAUGUCAGCUGCUCAGGGAAGGAGACAAACCUCCUGCAAUGCUCAUGGAGAGAGUGGGGAAAACAUGACUGCAACCAUCAGGAGGACAUCAGACUUAUUUGCUAUCCAGAUAAUGACAACCAUAAGCUCACACUCGGUCCCCCCAUCAGGUUGAUGGAUGGUGAGAAUAAGAAGGAAGGACGUGUAGAGAUUUUUAUCAACAGCCAGUGGGGCACGAUUUGUGAUGAUGGAUGGUCUGAUAAGGAUGCAGCUGUGGUCUGUCGACAGCUUGGCUACAAAGGUCCGGCUAGAGCAAGGACAAUGGCAUAUUUUGGGGAAGGCAAAGGCCCAAUCCAUGUGGAUAAUGUGAAAUGUACAGGAAAUGAGAGAUCCUUGGCAGACUGCAUUAAGGAAAACAUUGGGACACACAACUGCCGCCACAGUGAGGACGCAGGAGUGAUCUGUGACCACCUAAGCAAGAAGGCCCAAGGGAACAGCAAUAAAGAUUCUCUUGCUUCUGUUUGUGGAUUGAGGUUACUACACCGUCGACAAAAGCGAAUAAUUGGUGGGAAAAAUUCUUUACG
Molecule: messenger RNA, 1414 nt
Organism: Nestor notabilis (Kea)
Lineage: Eukaryota; Metazoa; Chordata; Aves; Psittaciformes; Psittacidae
Product: neurotrypsin-like
Exons: 9
Cellular component (GO): membrane
Source: RefSeq, a predicted model, not a curated record